Messenger RNA from Dentiscutata erythropus, 741 nucleotides. NCBI's taxonomy places the organism in Eukaryota, Fungi, Glomeromycota, Glomeromycetes, Diversisporales, Gigasporaceae. The record is from the annotation of a GenBank genome assembly.
AUGAAAUUACCAUCUAAAUUUGAAUCAUUUUCUCGGUUAAAACUUAUUAAAAUUGCAAUAUUCUUAUCAAUUUUUACAAUUUUAUGGAAUUUAGCUGAAGGGAUAGUCUCGGUAUUUUUCGUUGCUUCUUCAUGUGUGGUGUUAUGGAGAUUUUUGAAAAAAGAGGCAGAUUUUCGUAAAGAAGAUUCUACUGAUAACUUAAUAGCUAUUGAAAGAAAGGCAACAAUUGUAAUCGGUACAUUAUUUGUUAUACUUGCUAUUGGAACAUUUGCGGAUGCAAUUUAUACUUUAAUGAAAAAUGGAAAACCUGAUACAGCUUUAGCAGGUUUAAUAAUUUCAUCUAUUUCAAUAUUUUUUAUGGCACUUCUUUGGCUUUCAAAACUUUUAGUUGCUAAAUUACUCAAUUCUUCAACAAUGAUGUCAGAUGCGAAGUGUACUUUAUCAUGUAUUCAAGUUACUCUUGUUAUACUUUUUGGUAGUUUGAUCUAUUCUGUUUGGAGUGGUGGUUGGUGGGUAGAUUCUGCUUCUGCUUUAAUUUUAGGUAUAUUUUUUGCAAAAGAAGGAAUAGGAAUGAUUAUUUGGGCGAAGAGUAAAAAUUUCGAUGGUGGUUGUUGUAAAAAUGAUUCCAUCAAAAAUAAUAACCGUGAUGAUAAUUGUUGUGGGAGUAUUAAUGAUUGUAAUAACAAAGAAUGUAAAAUCACAAUAUCAUCUGAAAAAAUUGCUGAAGAUAAUGUUAAUUAA